Podospora anserina S mat+ is the source of this 570-nucleotide messenger RNA. RefSeq lists its product as uncharacterized. The transcript has 2 exons. Lineage: Eukaryota; Fungi; Ascomycota; Sordariomycetes; Sordariales; Podosporaceae. Bases 1 to 570 code for a protein of 189 amino acids. Gene Ontology annotation, molecular function: acyltransferase activity, transferring groups other than amino-acyl groups. The record is from RefSeq and is a predicted model, not a curated record.
AUGCCGAGCGCCACCGAUGCCGGGGCCAUGCGGGUCGUUGCCUUUGCCGUCUGGGAUACGCCGGCUUCGCAACACAGGGUCCAGGCCCACACCGGGAGCUUGGAGCCGCUCCCCUCCCAACAACCAUCCUCCCUCGGCGUUCCCAUCACCAUCGGCCACAAGGACAGAAUGGACGCUUUUAAAUCAGCUUGCGUUCGGUACAAGGCGUCCUUCUUCGAUGCGAAAUAUAAAAGAGGACAUGUCAUGCUCAGGAUCCUGCUUUGCCACCCCGACUACCAACGUCGGGGGGCAGGCAAGGCCUUGACAGAGUGGGGGAUUCAGGAGGCACAGAGGUUGGGAUUAUACACCACUGUGUUUGCGAGCCCCAUGGGACUUCGCCUCUACACCAAACUAGGCUUCACCGAGAUCGGACGAUUCAGAGUCGAGGUGGAAGGUGACGAAGAACAUCUAGAGAUCCCUGCGCUGGUCUUGAGCCCGUCAGCCGGGAUAUGGGAGAGUGGGAGGAAAGCGACUUGUGGGAUGGUUACGGGGGCGGGUUACAAUGGUGUUUCGUCGACUGUUUGCGCGUGA